Tuber aestivum (summer truffle) is the source of this 1173-nucleotide messenger RNA. The record is from the annotation of a GenBank genome assembly. NCBI's taxonomy places the organism in Eukaryota, Fungi, Ascomycota, Pezizomycetes, Pezizales, Tuberaceae.
AUGUCCCCACCCACCCCACUAAUCCUCACUCACACCGCCAUAACCUCCCUCCUCACAUCCCUCCCAGCACCCACAAUUCACAACAUCAUCACCUCCUUAACCGCGUCCCUACAAACCCUCACCCAGCCCUCCCCCUCCUAUAGCGGGAUCCCUCCCACUCCUGUAAUAACUCAACCCCCUCGCCAAACCCUCCAGAAUAAUGCCGCCGCCAACUACACAACCCUCAUCAUGCCCUGCUCAACCCCAAGCCUAACAUCCAUAAAAUCCGUAACCCUGCCAACGCCACCAACACCUCCAUCCCCGCCGAACGGCAUAAUCACGCUACAGGACGCUGCGGGAAGAUUGCUUGCAGUUCUGAACGCGGAGGAGAUCACCGCCUUCAGGACAGCCUGUGUUAGUAUCGUGCUGCUGCUUGGGAGGAUCAGGUAUGGGGCAGUCGUGGAGAGGGCAGUGAUAUUUGGCACGGGGAAACAGGCAGAGUGGAUUUCGAGGCUUUUGCUCAGGUUGUGCCCUAAUCUGAAGGGGCUGGCUAUUAUCGGGCGGGAAGGGAAUGGCCCGGAGAAGAUGGAGGCAUUCGUGGAUAAAUUCCGCAGCGGGGCGGAAUCCGAUACGGAAAUAGGCUGGAAAACAUAUGGCGGGGGAAUUGAUCGGGAGGUCCAAAAUGAGCUCCGUGAGGCGGAUGCAAUAUUCUGCUGCACGCCGUCGGCGGUGGAGUUGUUCCCUGUGGAAUUCCUCACGGAUGAGAAGGGGCGAUAUAUCUCCUUGAUCGGCUCGUAUACGCCGCAUAUGAAAGAGCUUAGCCCCAGGUAUUUAGGGAGGGAGUCUGUGACUGUGGUUGUGGACUCUGUCGAAGCGUGCCUCAUUGAAGCAGGGGAGGUGAUACAGGCUGGGCUCGGGGCGGAGGACUUGGUGGAUAUUGGGAGCGUGGCUAGCGACUUGAGUCAUGGCCUUGGUGAAAAAUACCUGGGUGACGUGGUGUUUAAAUGUGUUGGACUGGCGAUCAUGGAUCUCAUUGCUGCAGAAGAGAUUGUCAAGAUUGCCAGGGAACGGAAGGUCGGGGUUGAGAUACCAGGGUUCUCUGGGUGAGGAGUCCAUUCGACAUCCUUCAGAAGGACAUUGCUUUGCUUUAGGUGCAUACCGGAUACAUUCAAGAAUUAAGCUUGUUAAGAUACU